Hemibagrus wyckioides is the source of this 6320-nucleotide messenger RNA. RefSeq names its product signal-induced proliferation-associated 1-like protein 1. Gene Ontology annotation, cellular component: cytoplasm. Gene Ontology annotation, molecular function: protein binding; GTPase activator activity. NCBI's taxonomy places the organism in Eukaryota, Metazoa, Chordata, Actinopteri, Siluriformes, Bagridae. The transcript has 21 exons. The record is from RefSeq and is a predicted model, not a curated record. Gene Ontology annotation, biological process: regulation of small GTPase mediated signal transduction; activation of GTPase activity. Bases 613 to 5748 code for a protein of 1711 amino acids.
GCAGGUGCUGAAAUAUUCUCUCUCUCGUAAACAAGAGCCAAAGCAACGAGCAAGCCUUAAAUCUUCAGUUUCACUUGUUUUCAUGUCGGAUCAAGUUUCCUGUCUCACCUGCUCGGGCCUCCGUAAUCUUAACUGUCCUUUGUCUAAUGUGCCGUGAUUGUGUCUGAAAGCCUUUCCAAAUAAGACAACGUGGACCUGCAUCAGUAGUAAUUGGAUUCUCAGCGAGGGAAGAAAGGUCCUGACUGCCUGGACUGUCUGCUCUCUUAGUUAUUAUGGGUUAUUAUGUUAGACCUAUGCUUCUUUUUUUUUGCCUCCUUAUAUUGAUAUUGUGGCUCCUGUGCAGUGAAUCAGCAGUCAAUUUCUGUUGCCAUGUCUGUUAAAAAUACUCUGCAACCCAGCGCUGGUGAAUUCUCCAAUCGGAUUGAUCAGUAGGUGGUGUGAAUGUUCAGGCAUGACCGUUUUACAAGAUCACCAUGCAGGCCUGAGAAAUAUUGCACUGAUGCCCAUAGCCUGUGGAAACCAAAGAGCAAGGACAUAGUCUCAGUAGAGCCGUGGCAACCCCAUCCUCAAGAAUGCUUCAGACAUAAGCUGCUCAGUUGGUGAGGCGUCACCAUGACGAGCCUGAAACGUUCACCUUCUGAGCGGCCUGCUGUCGGGACAGGCAAUGCCCCUGAAGAAUUUUAUACUCGUCCGUUACGCCAGACCAAUGGAGGGGUAAACCUUCUGCGCCCUGAAAACUCUUACCAGACAGGGGGCAUGACUGGAGUACCGAAAAUGGGGGUCCGAGCUCGGGUUGCUGACUGGCCACCUAGGAGGGAUGGGGGAAAUUUGAGACCACCUAAUGCAGAUGCAAUGACUCACAUGGGAGCUAGCUCAGGUAGUCAGCCCAAACUUGGUUCUCUGAUUGGUCCCCAAGAUUCUUUAAUGCUUCAAAACAUCCAAAAGACACUCCAGAGCAAGAUAAAUCAAGCCGGGUGUGGAAGUGCCAUGGAAGAGCAGAUGCUUACAGUUGAUGACCAUAGAAGCUCUUCUCGUGGUAACACUAGACGCAUCCGGCAACGUAGUAAUAGCGACAUGACCCUAAGUGAAGUUGAUGGCAGUGGGGAUAGUGGGGAAGAUUGGGGUUCUAUAGGGACAAAGUGGUCUCCAUUGCACCGCGAGUACGGCAGCACUUCCUCCAUUGACCAGCAUGCAGUUUCCUCCUCUGAAAUCUCAAGGAACAGCUUCUUUGAGAUGUUAAAGGGCUAUGAAGGGGAGAAGCAAGACCAACGAAGCCCUGCACCUGAAAGGCUGGCAGAACUAUUAACGGUCUCUACCAAAGAGCAGGACCUGCUGGACUCAGUUAUUGAAGACUUGAAAAAUGAGUCACCCUCUAGUCGGUUGAGAGAAAGAGACAAACCCCCAAAGAGAAGGUCCAAAUCAGAGACAGGGGGUGAAUCAAUAUUCAGGAAACUCCGCAGUGCGAGGACAGAUGUAGAUUCUCCCAGGGUGGGUUCUGAUAUGGAGGACAACCGUCUUGAAGAUUCCAAACCUCCAUUAAAGCCCUGGGUCUGCCAGAAAGGUUUUGCACAUUAUGAUGUCCAGAGCAUGUUGUUUAACAUGAAUGAGGUGAUCCAGAACAGACAGAGCUCUGCAGCCAAAUGCAAAAACACUACUUCUGGUGCCUCUGCUGCUUCUGCUUUUUCUGGUUCAGCAACAUCCACCUUAUCUUCAACACAUAGCUUGCCAUACAGCUCUCCUGGUGGCAGCCAGGAGGAACUUAACACGCGGGACAGUCCAACUUUGGACACAGCUGAUGAUGACGGCAAUGAACUAGUACUGAAAUGUCCUUGUUUCUGUACUGAAACUGGGGGUGACAUUAAACACAAGGUUGCUGUUCCAGCUGAGCUGGGUGGUGGAAAUUCCAGGGUUUAUGGACGAGAUGAAACUGCACUAAGCCACCAUUGCACCAAUGGAGGUAUUGCUGUUGUAGAAGGUCCCAAAGAUGCAGCCAGCUUACUCGGUGAUCGUGACAAGCAGUAUGCAAUUGAGCAUGUGGACCUUGGAGCAUACUACUACAGGAAAUUCUUUUACUUGAGAGAGCAUUGGAACUACUUUGGUGUAGACGAGCUAUUAGGCCCAGUGGCAAUAAGCAUAAGGAGAGAGAAGAUGGACGACCACAAGGAGCAUGGCCAGCAGUAUAACUACCGAAUAAUAUUCCGAACUAGUGAGCUGACCACCUUGCGUGGCUCUGUACUCGAGGAUUCAGUGCCUUCCACUGCUAAACAUGGCACUGCUCGAGGGUUGCCCCUUAAAGAAGUGCUGGAAUACCUGCUGCAGGAGCUGGACAUCUCCUGCCUGCGGCUUGCCCUCAACACACCAAAAGUAACGGAGCAGUUGAUGAAAUUGGAUGAACAGGGGCUUAGCUUCCAGGUGAAGGUGGGAGUAAUGUACUGUCGUGCAGGUCAGAGCACAGAGGAAGAGAUGUAUAACAAUGAAAUGGCCGGUCCUGCCUUUGAAGAGUUCCUGCAGCUCCUGGGAGAGAAAGUGCGAUUGAAAGGUUUCAGCAAGUACCGGGCUCAGCUGGACACCAAGACGGAUUCCACUGGGACACACUCUCUGUACACUGCAUACAAAGACUAUGAGAUCAUGUUUCACGUGUCAACCAUGCUACCGUACACUCCAAACAACAAACAGCAGUUGUUGAGGAAGAGACACAUUGGGAAUGAUAUCGUCACCAUCGUUUUCCAAGAGCCAGGAGCUCUUCCCUUCACCCCCAAAAACAUCCGCUCACAUUUCCAGCAUGUCUUCAUCAUCGUCCGUGUUCACAAUCCCUGCUCGGACAACACCUGCUACAGUUUGGCGGUCAGUCGCUCGAGUGAUGUACCCUCGUUUGGACCCCCAAUCCCCAAAGAAGUGACUUUACCCAAAUCCACCGUGUUCAGAGAGUUCCUUCUGACAAAAGUCAUCAACGGCGAGAACGCCGCUCACAAGUCAUCCAAGUUUGGAGCCAUGGCUACACGCACUCGUCAGGAGUACCUGCGCGACCUGGCCGAGCACCAUGUUACCAGCACUCCGGUGGAGUCGUCAGGCAAAUUCCCUUUCAUCUCACUGGCUCAUAAGAGAAAGGAGAAAAUGCGGCCGUAUGCAGGGGCAGAGCUGCGCAGCAUGGGUGCAAUCACAUGGGCAGUGCAUUUGGAGGACCUGGUGAUGGGGGCGGAGCGCGAGGGUCUGCUGGCUAUCUCAAAUGAGUUUGUCAUUAUCCUCGACCAGGAGAUCAAAGCUUUGGCGUUCAACUGCUCCGCGAGAGACGUGAUUGGCUGGUCACUGGGAAGCCCCGCCUCCAUGAAGAUCUACUACGAACGCGGCGAGAGCGUUUCGCUGCGAUCCAUCAACAACAAUACAGAGGACUUUGGCGAGGUCGUCAAACGCCUGGAGCUGGUGACUAAGGGCAGUCAGACGAAGGAGAUGACCCUGAGGAGGAACGCUCUGGGUCAGCUCGGGUUCCAUGUAAAUUUCGAGGGCGUCGUAGCCGACGUCGAACCCUACGGCUACGCGUGGCAGGCGGGGUUGAGGCAGGGCAGCCGAUUGGUGGAGAUCUGCAAGGUGGCCGUGGCAACGCUGUCACACGAGCAAAUCAUCGACCUGCUGCGCACCUCAGUGACGGUACGAGUGGUGAUCAUCCCUCCACACGAGGACUCCACUCCCCGCAGAGGUUGCUCGGAGAUAUACCACAUGCCGCUAGUGGACUACAAAAACCACAAGGAGGGGAUGCCCUAUGAGUACAAGUUCCCCUUUCGCAACAGCAAUGAGAAGUGGCCUCGACCCACCGCUCCUCCACAGACUGUGGUCUGCACUUCCCAGAAUCGAAACAUCAACCAAGGCCAAGGGGCAGCGCUGAGCAAGGCGCAGAAUCCCGACUACGCCAGACGUGGUUCACUCCUCCCUCGCAGCGUGUCCAGUGAAGGCCGCCCACUGAACGCUAAAAGAUAUUCUCCAGGCUCUGAUAACUACGCCCUGGCUUGUUCCAUCGUGAUGGGCCGGUCUCCCCACACCCGCAACUCCCCCAACAACCAAUCAUUCUCCAGUGACACCAGCUCCAGCUCCACCCACUGGCGUCAGAAGUCCAAUCCAGACGGGUUUAACACAAACCGCAGCUCACCAUUAACUGCUGAUCGUCAAAUUAUGAAGGAGUGUGUGUGGGUUACACCCAGCUGGGUCAGAGUGGUGGAGGGAGAAGGAGCCAGUAGGACACCAUCAGACCUGACAAACAUAAAGCCAGUCCUGAUGAGCAUUGAUCAACACCUCAAAGAUCAUACCACAUCACCCUACCCGAACACAAGCUCUAAGAACGACUCUACAUCCAUCAGCCAGUCCGCCAGCACCACCCUGUCCAGCCAUGCCUCCAGCUCCAGCCAUAGUGAGGAGAAGUGGUUUGAUUUCGGUGGGAGGCUGGAGUCCGAGCUGAAUGGCUUUACAACCACUUGUCCCCAGGGAGCUUCCGCUAAUGGCGCCGUUGAAGCUGCGCCCAGGAACUCUAAGGCUAAAGAGAAAGCCUCAGCUCACUGGGGGGAGAUCACCUCCACCUGUAAGGAUCUGCAGGUCUCCCCUGCAGGCUCAGAGACUCCUCUUCACACAGAUCUCGCUGAGAAUCAGGCCAAAAGCCCUCUGCCUCCAGAUACCAGUCCCCAUAAUACCAGUGAUGCAGCCUCUCAUUCCAGCACUCUGAGUUCAGUGCACUCGGGCAGCCCACCGAGCUCCACUCAGGAGGAAUCAGCCCCCUCCACCUCCUCCCCCACCCAUCCAUCCCUCUCUCCUGGAGCCAAGAGCUUCUACCCCCGCCAGGGAGCCACCAGCAAGUACCUGAUUGGCUGGAGGAAACCAGGGGGCACCAUCAACUCGGUGGAUUUUGGUAGCAGUCGCAAGCGGCAUCAGAGCGAUGGCUAUUUAGGUGGGCAGCCUCAGCUACGGGCCACUAUGAAGGUGAGCCAGUCCCCCCAGCCCACUGCCAAAUCCACUGUCGAGGAGGAUCUAAAGAAGCUCAUUGCUCUGGACAGUCCUCCUCCUAGCUGUAGCAAAACUAAGCCCUUCUCACUGUCCACACAGAGUCCCCGCUCCUUACAGCGGACCUUCUCUGAUGAGAGCAUCUUCAGCGGGCAGAGGGUGCUCACGGCGGCCCGUCAGAGUGCCAACCUGUUCGGUCGCUCCACCAUGCCGCGCUCACCCAGUGCACGCAGCGCCUCACUGCACCAACCAUCUUACACACAGGGGGCAAAAUCUCUGGGUGACCUCACUUUCACCGAGAGUGUUUUUGAGGCUGCACCAUGCAGGAAGCCCCAGCAGGACCCUGGCCUCAUCCCCCUUCCUGAUGCCAGUGCAGACAGUGGGCUUGACUGGUCUGAUCUUGUGGAUGCAGCCAAAGCCUUUGAAGUUCAAAGAGCGACGUUCUUGGCAGUGAAAGAUACCACUUCUAGGUCAGAGACACACAGCCCCAGCUCACAGAAGGCUGAGCUUCAGACGUCCCUACAGCAGCACGGCUCAUCCAGUGAGAAUCCUGCCAGUCUGAUUGGGAAAGUCAGCCAGCUGGAGUCAAUGGUGAAACUGCUGCAGGAGGAUCUAAAAAAGGAGAAGGAUGCGAAGGCGUCUUUGCAGGCUCAGAUCCAGAGUCUGAGGGCAGACAAUCAGCGGCUGCUGGAGGAAUCUCAGAACACCUCGGCCAAACUGAAGAAGUUCACAGAAUGGGUUUUCAACACCAUCAACAUGGACUGACCCUCUGACCUUUCCUGUGCCGUGUUGCCACACUCUAGAUGCAAUAUGAUUAAUCACAGUGAAUCUGUACACGAUCCAGUGUGACUCCUGAUAUAUAUACGAGAACCCUGCAUGUGUUUCUGGGGUACGUGUGCACGCCUCCCCCCUCCGAGUGCCAGACCUGACAGAACUAUUUCAGUUGUUUUAUAAUCAGGAAGAACUACUGUAGUGUAGCACAUUUUUUGUCUGGGGGGGGUCAUUAAUUUGUUUAAUUGCCCACUUCCUCUCUGUUCUUUGGCUCUCUAUAAUGUGAUGUCCUUAAAGAAACUCAAGGCUAUAAAACAGUAAUUCACUUACUCUUCAAGAAAUUGCAAUGAAAGCUAUAACCAAGUCCACUUUGCUGUACAGUUUAAACCUGUGUGUGGGGAAAAAAACACUAAUAAACACUUACAUAUAGAGACUUGUGGCUUUACAGGCGACUUCCCCCACCCCAAAAGGGCCAAAAGCUCCUGCUAAAGACAAGUUGGGAGCCGUUUCUAUACCAUUACAGUGACCUUACUAGAAUUUCAAGCUUGUUAUAUAUAUAUAUAUAU